Messenger RNA from Ctenopharyngodon idella (grass carp), 4085 nucleotides. It is a transcript of the gene plin2, whose product is annotated as perilipin 2. Gene Ontology annotation, biological process: lipid storage; positive regulation of triglyceride storage. Gene Ontology annotation, cellular component: lipid droplet; cytosol. Lineage: Eukaryota; Metazoa; Chordata; Actinopteri; Cypriniformes; Xenocyprididae. The record is from RefSeq and is a predicted model, not a curated record.
UAUUUGCGCAUGAAUUUCAGUCACACGACAUGUUCUUAUUGACUGUCUAUGAUGAUGAUGUCAGAGUGAACACAUCUUCAGAAUGACAAAGUCCUUUGUUGCGAUGAUCGAUGACUGUUAUAUUUGAGCUUUUGAUAAGUAGAGGGCAACAUUGGGUCAUUUAACUCAUAUGCCCCACUUCAUCUGAACUCUAGUCUACAGUAUGUGUGAACUUUCACCCAGAUAUCUCUGUUAUUAGGUCAGCAAAGCAGGAAGUUGCUGCAAUAUGUCAGAUGCUGUCUGUAAUCAAAAAACAUGCUCUAGUCACAAGGUUAAGACGUGAAAAGAUUACUUUAAGCAAGAAAUCAUGAAUGUUUCCCACAGGCUCUUUUAAACGUUUUUAGAACUACCAGAAAAUUGUGCUUAACCGUUGACUGAUCUUUGUACACUGGUUUAUGUCAUUCAUAUCUUACAGCGAAAUCCCCUCAGUACAUGACCUUUGGACUGCAUUACUCGUCGCGACGUCAUCCAGUCUGUCACCAGAAUUCCUUCCUAUAAAAUCCGGAACAGUCGCUCAAUCCUCAUUAGAGCAACUGAGAGUCGACUCGUGAAUUUUGUUCAGACAGCACAACAGAUUAUUUUUGCUAAUUACAGUGACAUGGCUUCUGUGGACGUUGUGAAUAACCAGAAUGUGGUUGACCGAAUAGUUCACCUUCCUUUGGUUGUUUCCACCUAUGGCAUAGUGUCAAAUGUGUACUGCAACACCAAGAACAACCAUCCGUACUUGAAGUCUGUGUGUGAGGUGGCUGAGAAUGGUGUGAAAUCCAUAACCUCAGCUGCUUUUUACAGUGCUUUACCAAUCAUUGGCAAACUAGAGCCUCAGAUCUCAAUGGCUAAUGAUCUGGCAUGCAAAGGACUGGAUAAGAUAGAGAAGACUCUGCCGAUCCUACACAAGCCGUCUGAUCAGAUUGUCGCCAGUGCCAAAGAGGUAGUGACGGGAGCCAAGGAAGUUGUCAGCGGUACCAUGAGCGGUGCCAAAGAGUCCCUCAGUGAAGUGAUGGACCGAACACGUGGGGCAGUGCAGGACAGCAUGGAAAAGACCAAGACGGUGGUUAGCUGUGGAGUCCAAACGGUGAUGGAGAGCAGUGCGGUCAGACUGAUGAGCAGCAGAGUGGACACAGCACUGAGCACAUCUGAGACUCUGCUGGAGCAGUACUUACCUGAAACUGAGGAGGUACAAGAAUGUGAAGUGAAGAACACAGAAGGAUUUGAUAAUAACAGCGAAGCACCCAGUUACUACGUACGACUGGGGUCUCUCUCCAGCAAAGUCAGGGACAGGACUUACCAGAAAGCUGUAGAAAAGAUUGAAUAUACCCGGAAGAGUCUUGAUGUGUCUAACCUGAAGCUACAUGAGAAACUGAGUGCACUGAUGGGCUGGAAGACUGUGACUCAGAGUCAAGAAGAGAACGAGACAGUGACAGACAAUGAAGCUGAGGAAAUAGAAUCUCGUACACUGACCAUUGCCCACAACCUCGGCCAGCAACUUCAGACCACAUAUCUGGUCUUGGUGUCCAGCCUCAAAGGUCUCCCUCAGCACGUCCAGGUCCAGGUCACCUCUGUCACCCAGUCUGCCAUGGAGAUAUAUAGCAGCUUCAGAAAGACAGCCGCCAUAGAAGACAUGUCCAGUACAAUACUCGUCAUCAGUCGAUCUCAGCUGAGCAGAGUAGGAGAUUCUAUGGAUAAUGUCAUGGACUACCUGAUCAACAAUACACCUCUCAAUUGGCUGGUAGGUCCAUUUUACCCACGCGUGCAACGCAGCACUGCAAAUGGCCCCAAAAGUAACAAACAAAGGACCAUUCAGCCUGAAGUGGAGAUACAGUCAGUGAAUGAAGACAGAUGAAAUUUCAUAAUACUAACCAUUUGUUUAUAUCUUACAAAUAUACGUACAAUCACACAUUCCUCACAAUAAAAUCCAGUAAAAUAUUUUCUGUGAAAACAAUCAUAUUAAAUAAACAGCUUUUUACGGAAUAAUAUUUCAGAAGUAUCUAAACUUUACUAUUCUAAGCUUGAAUAUGUCUAAUCCAGAUAGGCAUAAAUAGUGCCUUUACACACUAUUUAAUCUGCUGUCUUUUUAUUGUUUUUGUACAUUUCUAAUAAAAAAUACAUUUACAAUAUUUAUUUUUGUGGUGUAUGUUGUUUUGAGGAUGGAAAUUUCACCUCAACAGUGGUAUUUUUAUGUAUACAUUUUUCACUAGGACAAUGCAGUGUCUUUUUGUCUGAAAAAAAAAAUGUUUUUAGAUAAAUGAGAUAAAAAUGUCAUAAUAGGUACACUAAGCAUCUUUAAUAUAGCAAGGGUGAAGUCAUAUACAGUGCUAUGAUUUAGAUGUCAGCCAUUUUAAUAGAUUAAAAUAAAUAAAGUUACUUAUUUUACAGUUUCAUUUAAAGCCAGCACAUCAGAUUGUCUUAAAGGGAUAUUUCACUAAAAAAAAAUGACAAUUCUGUCAUCAUUUACUCACCCUCAAGUUGUUCCAAACCUGUUUGAGUUUCUUUCUUCUGUUGAACGCAAAAGAAGAUAUUUUGAAGAAUGUGGGUAACUAAAAAACUGCUGGUCCCCAUUGACUUCCAUAAUAUGAAAAAAGUACCAGAAACUAUUUGGUUACUAACACUCUUUAAAAUAUCUUCUUCUGUGUUCAACAGAAGAAAAAAAACUCAUACAGGUUUGGAACAACUUGAGGGUGAGUAAAUGAUGACAGAAUUGUCAUUUUUCAGUGAAAUAUCCCUUUAAGUUUUUAAGGCUAUUGUCUUCCUGAAUCUUAAUUUUCAGGUACCUCUCAUGCUAUGAAAUGGUGGAACAAUAAAAGUGUAAAGGCUUUUGUACGUUUCUUUGCAAGUAUAUGUAACCAAUCAUACAACAAAUGUCUUGCUAUUAGUUAAAAAAAAGGUGUCAUUAUUAGAGUGUGAUAUGACCUGGCAUGCUAUGAAACAGGUGUUUCCCAAAACCAUAUUUCCAACGAACAUUCGCGAACAGCAUCACAAGGUUGUGUGGUUGUAACGACAGCUCUCCACCUGUGGUUAAGCAUAGUUUUUUGUUUGCAUAACAUGUGGACUUAAUAAAUAUCUUGAGCAAACUAAGCAAGCUGACAUUCAGUACAGUCUUUUAUUUUGAAUAUAUGUAAAUGUCAUUUAUGUCUUUUAGGUUGUCAAGAGAUUGAAAACAGCAUUUUUGAAGAGUGCGCAAUUUUUGACAAUACAGUUUCGGGAAACGGUCAUGACUAGCUAGUUGAUUUCUUCAACAAUGCAUCAUACUAUGGCAAAAUUACGUCUUUGUACAGGAAACGCACGCCUGCUAAGCUAAAAACAACUGCUUAUAUAUUUGCAUAGUCCCUAUUAUUCUACAAAAAAAUAUGCAAACUCAGGUCCUGUGGCCCUUUCUCACACAAUACUCACAAAUGACAGUACAAUCCAAGAUUCUCACACAAAUACUUCCCUUUGAUUUCAGAGCCAUUCUAACUGAUAAAUAUAAAAAUAUACAAAUAUUAUAAACACUAUGCUAGUGUAAACUGAAAAAAAAAAAAGAAAUCUUGAAAUUCACCUUAAAUGCUGCUUAGUUCUGCAGUAUAUAGAUGUAGUAACCAAAAUAUCUUUAUUUCUUGAGCUUCUUGUAUAUUUUAAAUAUUGUUACAUUUAUUAUAUAUUAAUUCUCUCAUUAUUUAUUUAACAAUUCAGUUUACAGUAAAAACACCACUACAAAAGUAUCCGCACAUUACUUCAUACUUACAGUGAGCUUACAAUAAGGUUCCAUUUGUUAACAUUAAUUAACUACAUCAGUUAACAUGAACUAACAGUGAAAAAUAUGUAUAAAGCAUUUAUUAAUCUUGGUAAUAUUAAUUUUAACAUUUACUAAUACAUUAUUAAAAUCAAAAGUUGUAUAUGUUAAUUUUAUUUAAUGGACCUAAUAUGAACUAAGAAUGAAAUUGUAUUUUAAUUCAUUAAUGUUAAGAAAUUUGAUGUAAGUAGUUAGUUGAUGUUAGUUAACUAAUGGGACCUUACUAUAAUGUGCUACUGUUAAAAUGAAAAAAAAAAAAAACAACAACAAAAAAAAACAA